Carassius auratus (goldfish) is the source of this 1093-nucleotide messenger RNA. RefSeq lists its product as uncharacterized. Bases 362 to 1093 code for a protein of 243 amino acids. NCBI's taxonomy places the organism in Eukaryota, Metazoa, Chordata, Actinopteri, Cypriniformes, Cyprinidae. The record is from RefSeq and is a predicted model, not a curated record. The transcript has 4 exons.
AUCAUCCUCAUCCUCGCCUGCGCAGCCCUCAUCACCUUCUCAUGUGCAGCCCUCAUCAUCCUCAUCCUCGCCUGCGCAGCCCUCAUCACCUUCUCAUGUGCAGCCCUCAUCAUCCUCAUCUUCUCCUGCUCCACCCUUAUCUUCACCUUGUGCUGCAUCAACACCUGUGGUUCACUCAUCACAGGCGUCUGAGACCCUCUCAUUAAGGAAGAUAUCCUCUUUAAGGCCAACAAGAAAAAGACAGUAUUCAGGAAGUGCCGUCUGUGAUACAGACUACAGCGAUGUCACAGACUACAGCGAUGUUGACUAUAUACCAAAAAUCAGCUCAGAUGAUUCGGAUGGUAGUUCUUCUGGACAUGACAUGGUCAAAAGUGCUUUGAUACAUCCAACAUCUCCCAAAGAGGCAGGUAGUUUAUCUGAUCAAUGUAUGACCGCACCAUCACCUAAAAAGAUGAAAUGCCAAUCUAAAGAGACAAACACCUCGUCUGGUGAUAAGACUUUUAUUCAGUCAAUGCCAUCACCUAAGCAGGAACGCAAGACGUACAACAAAAAGCAGUAUUGCCUUUAUUGCUCUAAGCCAUAUUCAAAAAUGGCCAGACACCUUGAAUUUGUCCAUCGCAACGAAGUGGGGGUUGUAAAGGCAGUAGCAUUUCCAAAACAUUCCAAAGAAAGACGAGUCCAGUUAAACCUCCUUAGAAAAAGGGGCAACUUUGCCCACAACACCGAUGUGGUGAGACAAGGACAUGGGGAGAUGAUUGCCUGCUACCGUCCAAAAAAUAGUCAAAGAGCCAAUGAAUUUAUUCACUGCAUUUACUGCCAAGGGCUUUAUAACAAGCGUAGCCUUUGGAAACAUAUCAAAAACUGUCCCCUGAAACCAAUAAAUGAGGAUGCCCAGGGCAGGAAAAGAGUUCGAUCCCUGUGUGCUCUAAACACACCAGUGGGCUUAGAAGUGAGCAAAGGAUUCAAGAAAGUACUCUCCUUUAUGAACUAUGAUGAAGUUUCGCGUGUAGUUCAUACUGACAGAUGCAUCAUGCAGCUGGGGGAGCACAUGUUCAACAGGAUGGGGUCUGAUCAAGGAAGAUUACCCCACUGA